AUGAAUCACCAGGUGUCGCUGGAGGGGCCCCAGACCAAAAACCGGAUUCUAAACACGGAACUGGCGGAGAAUAUCCGCCAUCUGAUGCCCAUGAGGCUCCAGGUAUCUUCCAAGUGGGAGCAAGCAUACAGCCUGGAGGGCAAUGGUGCCUCCUUGCGCACUUUAUACGACCAGGUUCGACCAAAGACAAAGUACCAACACGGCUAUGUUCUGCUGCUGCGAGAUUCGCUGGGCGGCGUGUUUGGUGCGUACUCCAACACCCCGUUCAAGGCAGAGACCGGGGGUCACUUUUACGGCAACGCAGACUCCUUUUUGUUCAAAGCUACCGGAGAUCGAUUCGAGGCGUUCCCCUACACUGGCGAGAACGACUUUGUAAUUUUUAGCACCCCAAAGUUUUUGUCUUUCGGCGGCGGCGACGGCCAUUACAGUCUGUGGAUGGACGACAACCUCGACAAAGGCGUGAGCUAUCGCACGCCAACAUUUGGAAACGAGGUUCUCAGUGCCGAAGGCUCCAAGUUCCACAUUGUCGCCGUCGAAGUGUGGCGGGUUUAA
Molecule: messenger RNA, 552 nt
Organism: Wickerhamiella sorbophila
Lineage: Eukaryota; Fungi; Ascomycota; Dipodascomycetes; Dipodascales; Trichomonascaceae
Product: Oxidation resistance protein 1
Exons: 1
Coding region: 1-552 (183 amino acids)
Biological process (GO): response to oxidative stress
Cellular component (GO): nucleus
Source: RefSeq, a predicted model, not a curated record